This is a messenger RNA of Colletotrichum fioriniae, 2967 nucleotides long. RefSeq lists its product as uncharacterized. NCBI's taxonomy places the organism in Eukaryota, Fungi, Ascomycota, Sordariomycetes, Glomerellales, Glomerellaceae. The record is from RefSeq and is a predicted model, not a curated record.
AUGGCGGCCAUGCGAGACCCUGAACUCGACGACGUGCCUCCUCCGCCGUACUCCGAGACAGAUGUCUACUCAACCUCUGGCCGCCCGUCAAAUCCGCCCUCAAACUCACCACACAUCUCGUCCCAUCAUGGCGCCGACGAUGCUGCCUCGCGCGGCUCUUCGCACGCCUCAUCUCAUAGCGAAGUCAUCUACACCCCGCCAUUGACGCCCCGCACCGGCGGCCCAGGCAGCAGCGGCAGCGGCGGUGUUCACCAUCACAGCUCGAAUGCAAGCCUCGACCUCUCCAGCCGCUCUGUCGCGGCGACUGGGGGAGGAUCUCACCAAUCUCAAUCUCUUUCGGGUUCAGUAUCGGCAUCGACAACAGCGUACUCGGAGUUCACAGCAUCCUAUUUCGAAUCGAGGCCGGCGCCCACAGCACUCGCCCCGUCACCCAGGGACCACCUCCUCGUCCACGCACUGACCGUCACCCCGACCUCGACACCGGACGACGUACCCUACUCCCCGGCCUGGGCCCCCCGCGACGUCACGCAGCAGGACUGGGCGACGUUCCUGAAUUGCUUGAUCCCGCACCACGCUGCGGCACGGAACGAGGCUGUUAUCGAUCGUAAGCUGCAGGCCGAGGAGGAGGCCCUUGCUGCCGCCGCCGCUGCCACAUCCAGUGGAAUCAGUACGGCGCAGAGCAACAGCGGUAGUAGCGUUCACGCCUCGGCACAACUAGAUCAGAUCCGCGCGGAUAGGGACACUGAUCCCGGCGCCGCGGCCGCUGCUUCGGGCACGAGGAGGGAAGAAGCAGAGGUUGUGGUCGCGCAGUGGAACGAGGGGUUCUUCCGGCCCAGGGGCAUGCUCAUCACGCUGGUACCUGAGGUAGCGGAGAAUGAUCUGCACAUGCCGGGCGCAUGGGACCGAUCUUUUGACAGAAACUCUGAAAAUCCUGCUAUCGGAGGCGGCGAUCGCGAUCUUAGUCUCGGUGGUGAGAAUGGUAGCGGCGGUCCCACGCCCGUGCCGUUCCCCGCGCAUCCAGGUCAAGGGCCCACGAUGCAAACCCAGCAGCAACCGCAAUCUGGCUUCAACGAAUCCCGAAAUAGUUGGAGCUUUGGCGGCAUCACUGUCUCGACGGACGGCAUUAACAUUGGCGACCGUAUCGUCGCAGGCAGCAACGGUAUUCGAGUAGGGAACCUUAUAGCGGACGAGAACGGCAUCAGGUUUGGAAGCACCACCACGCCGCGCGCGCAAGCGCAUUACGCCGGUCCCGGAUGGGCACCUCCUCCGCCGCCCGCACCCCCAGGUCCGCCACCGGUUCCGAUGUUUAGCGGUCCCGGCCACAUUCCGGGACCCUUUUCCCCGACGGGGCCGCCUCACCCUCAGCCACCGAUCAUUCCACAUCCGAACCCGCAGCAUCCCUUCUAUCAAGGCAGCGGCCCGCAACAACAACACGGACGCCAUGAGAGCGGCGGCGGCGGCGGAGGCGAGGUAGCAGCCCGCGGUCGACCUCCCGGCAGGUACCCCUCAGACCAGCGCUCCAUCUCAUCCUCCUCCACCUCCUCAACAUCCUCUGCAUCCUCUGAAUCCUCCGUCGGCUCCCUACCAGACUAUGAAGACCUCUACCCCUCACAGCUUCCCAUCUACAAGCAGCGCGUCACCUCCUGGCUAUCACACCCAGAACAGCCUGUCACGAAAGACGACAUCGCGCAGCUCCGCGAGGACAUACGUUCCGCCGGCUCAACGGCGGCGACGCAACCUCAGCAGCAGGCAGAGAAAGGGCCAGGAGAAACAGCAUCAGCAGCCGCUUCUGCGUCGAAGAAGGCAGAGGAGAAAGCCCUCAGGGCGGAAAUUAGAAGCAUCACGCAGGACUGGCGCAAACUCAAGCGCCAGCAGCGGGCAACGCGCAAGGAGAAGCGGAGGGAACGCCGCGCGAGAAGGAAAGAGGAGAAGAGGGAGCGGAGGGAGGAGAGGAGGGAAAGCAGGAGGGAGAAUAGGGGUGCAAGGCGGGAGCAGAGAGAAGCGCAUAGGGAGGCGCGGAGAGGCGGCGGUCGUGGUGGACCGGGAGGAGAUCCUAACCACCAUGAUCACCAACGUCGACAUCAGCUAGAGCAGCAACGACAUCAGCAGCAACAGCAGCAGCACCAGGCGCAACAGAGACAACACCAGGAGCAGCAAAGACGGCACCAAGAACAGCAAAGACGGCACCAAGAGCAGCAAAGACAACAUCAAGAGCAGCAGCGUCUACACAAUCAACAGCAGCAACAACACCAACAGCAUCAACAACAGCAGCAGCAUCCACAGAACCAACAACACCAGCAACAUCACGGUCCCGGACCGGCGCCGUGGGGCGGGCCGACAGUAUUUGUCCCGCCGAUAGGUGUUCACGUUCCCCCGCCACCCAUGGUACACAGCACUCCUCCCAUCCCCAACUUCCCUAACAAUGCCUCUCCCGUGCCGAAUGUUUGGGGCAUGCCGUGGGGACCUCCAGGGCCGGGCAGAGGUUCCAUGCCGGGGGGGUUCCCAGGUGGCGGUCCUCCUGGUCCUGGUCCCUGGGGAGGGUCGCCCGGGGCAUGGCCAUUCACAACAGCGCCGCCAGUACCAGCAGCAGGGAACAGAAGCCCCAGCAUCGGCGGCGGCGGUGGCAUGACCUCAACGCCAUCUACGCCAACGCCGCCCUCGUCCCAGGCGCUUUUCAAGGCGGUGGAGGAGAUGGAGAAGGAUAUCGCCAGGAGAGUGGAGGAGCUAGACAAAGUAAGGACGGAGAUGCGGGAUAGUAAUCCCGGAAGGGGACGCUGCGGCGGUGGUCGAGGCUGGGGUCGGGGCCGUGGCGGAGGAUGCGGCGGAAGAGGCGGCGAUGAGAAUACGCAACGUCUGGAGGAGGAGAUUGACGAGUUGUCGAGGAAUAUCGAGAAGCUUAAGGUCGAGGCGGAUGCAGAGUUUGCGCGGGAGUUGGCGGCGGAGGACCAGAAGUCUGGGGUGUGGUAG